CUAUGUAUGACUCUACCAUGGACCACAUGAUCUGGUGCCUGCUGGUCCUGGGAGCCACAGUGAUGACCACCAAUGCAUGCCCCAAGUACUGUGUGUGCCAGAAUCUGUCCGAAUCCCUGGGGACAUUGUGUCCCUCCAAAGGCCUUCUAUUCGUGCCUCCGGACAUUGACCAAGGCACGGUGGAGCUCCGUCUUGGAGGCAAUUACAUACUCCGCAUCACGCAACAGGACUUUGCUAAUAUGACUGACCUGGUGGACCUGACCCUGUCCAGAAACACCAUCAGCUACAUUCAGCCCUUCUCUUUUGGGGACUUAGAAACACUGCGCUCACUUCAUAUGGACAACAAUCGCUUGGUGGAGAUGGGUCCUGAUGACCUGCGAGGCUUGGUCAACCUGCAGCACUUCAUCGUUAACAACAACCAGCUGAGACGUAUCCAUGACAAGGCCUUUGAGGACCUGGCACCCACCUUGGAGGAUCUGGAUCUCUCCUACAACAACCUGAUGUCCCUGCCCUGGGACUCAGUCCGACUGAUGAUCAACCUGCACCAGCUCAGUCUGGACCACAACCUGUUGGACUUUAUUCCAGAAGGAACCUUCACUGACCUGGAAAAACUUGCUAGAUUGGACUUGACCUCCAAUCGGUUGCAGAAGCUACCACCAGACCCCAUUUUUGCCCGAGCUCAGGACUCAAUGAUCCUGACCACACCCUACGCUCCCCAGCUGUCUCUCAGUCUAGGCGGGAACCCGUUGCACUGCAACUGUGAGAUGCUGUGGCUGCGGAGGCUUGAGAGAGACGAUGACUUGGAAACGUGUGCCUCGCCUUCUGCCCUGAAGGGUCGUUACUUUUGGAACGUGAAGGAGGAAGAGUUUCUAUGUCAGCCACCUCUUAUUACCCAGCACACCCACAGAAUGCUGGUGUUGGAGGGCCAGACUGCUAGCCUAAGGUGUGAAGCAACUGGCGACCCUGCUCCUACCAUCCACUGGAUCUCCCCCGAGGAUCGGCUGCUUGGAAACUCCUCCCGAACCGAGGUAUACAGCAAUGGAACCCUCAGCAUCAGCAUCACCACCUCCAAGGACUUUGGCUCAUUUACUUGCAUUGCUGCUAAUGUGGCAGGGGAGUCCACCGCCUCUGUGGAGGUAUCCAUCGUUCAGCUCCCCCACCUCAGCAAUGGCACCGGGCAGCCAUCAGCACCGAAGUCACGCCUCUCUGAUAUUACAGGGACCACAAGGAUCAGCAAAGGGGCACCAAAGAGCCAACCAGAGAGGACUGUGACCGUCUCUGAGGUGACAGCUGUUUCCGCGCUGGUCACUUGGACAGUGAGCAAAUCAUCUCCCAAGGUGAAGAUGUAUCAGCUCCAGUACAACUGCUCUGAUGAUGAGGUCCUGAUAUACAGGAUGAUCCCAGCCUCCAGCAAGGCUUUCUUGGUGACGAACCUGGUGUCAGGGACUCGCUACGACCUGUGUGUGCUGGCCGCCUGGGACGACACGGCCACCACGCUCACGGCCACCAAUGUUGUGGGCUGCGCCGACUUCCUCACUCAGGACGACUACGCCCAGUGCCGGUCCCUGCCCAGCCAGCUGCUGGGGGGCACCAUGAUCCUGGUGGUAGGGGGCAUCAUCGUCGCCACCCUGCUCGUGUUCAUCGUCAUCCUCAUGGUGCGCUACAAAGCCACAGAUACUGACCCACCGCUAGGCAAGCUGUCAAGUUUCAGUGACACACACUCUCAAACCAAUGGGGGUCGAAUCGGUCCAAACGGAGUUCUCAUGCCGCUGCCUCAGCCUCAUCCGGAGCCCAAGGUCAAGGCCAAGGUGACUCUGCAGGACGAAGUGGUGGAGUUCAAGUGUGGCUCCCUUCAGAGCAGCCUCACCUCCUCUUCCUCAUCCUCGGGCUCGGGCUCAAUGGCGGGGGGCUCAUACAGCCCCAACAGCACACUCGCCAGUAUUUGGAGGUCAGCUAACCCCAAGCCCCGCACCAACCUUGACAACCUGCUCGGGGCGUUCAACUCGCUGGAGCUAAGGGGGGGGCAGGGCCGGGACCUGGGGGCCUCCAGUAGCGCUGCCAUGGCAACAAGGAAGCCCCACACGGACAGGGAGCCGCUGCUGGGCCGGACCCUGGACUCCAGCCUCAGCCGGCUCCUCAUGCUCCCGCUGGACUCCAGGCCAAAGAGGAGCCAGUCCUUCGACAUGGGCGACAUGACGGGGGGGGCCGCGUCCGCUCAGCUGCGCAACAAACCCCGCAGGAUCAGCAGCAUCUGGACUAGGAGGAGCCUGUCUGUGAACGGCAUGCUGCUGCAGUGCGAUGAGGAGGGGGACACGGGGGGGAGCAAGGGGACAAUAGACAGUGCUGACUGGGUGAUGGAGAGUACUGUGUAGGAAGGAUGGAGCGUCAAACACUGCCCAAUACACUAGGAACACUGAACAUGGACUUGAAUUAAAUGUAUGAUGUCAACAGAUUUCACAUUACGGAAUUAGGUUAGUUAAAAGCAAUACUAUUACGUUUUAAUACAAAAUAUUAGGCUCAAUUUAAUAGUAUUGCUUUCAAUUAACCUAAUUCAGCUAUGUGAAAUGUGUUGAAUUAAAGUCAACAUUUCAGUGUUUUCAGUGUGGUCUGCCAAGCCUAGACAGAGCCUUUGUCCUGCAUGAAGCAUCCUUUGUAUCCCUUCCUCUCCUCAGAACAGACUUUCACGGUCAAAGCCAAUACAAACUUCAGGAAUAAGACCUCUGAAUGGUUCUGCCUCACCCUUUGUACAGAGAUGGAUUCAAAUGGCUGAAGGGAAGUGACAGAGCAGGGCCGUCUGGAAUAUGUGACACUGUAUAUAUUUAAAGUAUGUAAUGAAAUUAAAGUUUUAUAUUUUUUAUUUUGCUGGUCAAACACAAAUGAGAACUGGACUCUGCCUUGACUCCAAGGCGUGACCAGUGGUUACACUAUGAAAACCUCUUCUGUAAAUUCAUUUUGGUUACCUACUUGUGCAGUUUACCCUUGUCUGGGGAAAUGGUAAAGUAUAUAUAUAUAUAUAUAUAUAUACACGUAGAUGUAAUGCUUUGAUUCAUGAAGAUUUAAGAAAAAAGAUUUAUUCAAAAAAGCUGUAUGUGAAUAUAUUUACUUUCUAUACAGAGUAUAUAUAUUUGAGGGGGCACUCAAUAAUUAUGUAUGCCAAUCAUAUAAAGUUGUAUGUGACUGCAUAGAUUAUAAAACCCAUCAUCUCCUAUGGCUUUUCUCUAUGUGAACACUAAUUGUUUAAAAGAUGCCAAAUUAUUGACGCACAUAAUUUUCCCAGACAAUUAGGCCUGCUUAGUUUUUGUACAUUUGUUAGCUUCAGGAGCAUAAUACUAGUUUUUCUAUGGGUUUUAUCGUUUAUAAUGUAGUCCCCCCAGUUCAUUGAAAUGACAACAAUUAUCUCUGACAACAAUUAUCUAAGUAGUAUGAAAAUAUUAAAAUGCCUGAAUGGCGAUAUAUAUACAAAGGGCUGUCAAUGAACUGAAAUAUGUAAUUGCAAUGAUGAUGUCACAAUAUACACACACUGAAAAACUGAAACGUUGACUUUAAUUAAAUGUAUUAUGUCAACGGAUUUCAUUUAACUGUAUUAGGUUAGUUGAAAGCAAUAAUAUUACAAGUAGGUACAACUUAAUAUGAUGCAUUCAACUAACUAAUACAGUUUUGUGAAAUUAGUUGACAUAAUACAUUUAAUUAAAGUCAAUGUUUCAGUUUUUUCAGUGCGCGAUUAAUCGCAAAUAAAACGCACUUUUGUUUUUAUAUGAUUUAAAUGUACCUAAAAGGGAUAUUUUCUAGUUUUGAAUACUCUUAUCAGCAUGGGAGUGGACGAUUAUUACUGUUCUUUAUGUUUGUUAUUAUUGCAACAAUCCAAAACAAAGAAAUUAUAAGUUAAUUUAAUGUAAGGCAACUUUACUGCGCCCAUCGCUGCCUGAUUUCCAAAACGACACGUUAUAUCGCAUUAACUUUGACAGCCCAUAUAUAUAUAUAUAUAUAUAUAUAUAUAUAUAUAUA
Molecule: messenger RNA, 4005 nt
Organism: Gymnodraco acuticeps
Lineage: Eukaryota; Metazoa; Chordata; Actinopteri; Perciformes; Bathydraconidae
Product: leucine-rich repeat and fibronectin type-III domain-containing protein 2-like
Cellular component (GO): cell surface; postsynaptic density membrane
Molecular function (GO): protein binding
Source: RefSeq, a predicted model, not a curated record